GCGCAGGGCUUGUGGGUCUAGUGUUGCUGGGCGGGGAAACAGCCAUGUCGGCGGGCGGCGAGGUGGAGCGACUGGCGGCGGACCUGAGCGGGGCCGGCGCCGGGGAUGAGGAGGAGGAGUGGCUCUACGGCGAUGAAAAUGAAGAAGAGAGACCAGAGGAAACACCUGCCAGUGCUCCGCCCACAACUGGAAAUGAAGAAGAAGCAGCUGCUGAAAAUGGUGUAGCGGAAACGAAAGUGACAGAGACCGAGGAUGAUAGUGACAGUGAUAGUGAUGAUGACGAGGAUGAUGUUCAGGUCACUAUAGGAGAUAUUAAAACAGGAGCUCCGCAGUAUGGGUAUGGAGCAGCACCAGUGAAUCUAAAUAUUAAAACAGGAGGGCGAUCUUAUGGAUCUUCUGGGGCAAAAGUGAAAGGAGUCGAUCUUGAUGCACCAGGAAGCAUUAAUGGCGUCCCACUAUUAGAAAUUGACUUGGAUUCCUUUGAAGAUAAACCUUGGAGAAAACCAGGUGCUGAUCUUUCAGAUUAUUUCAAUUACGGGUUUAAUGAAGACACCUGGAAAGCAUACUGUGAAAAGCAAAAGAGGAUACGAAUGGGGCUUGAAAUUUUGCCAGUUACCUCCACUACAAAUAAGAUUACGGCCGAAGACAUUGCUAUGGAAGUAACGCCAGGGGCAGAGAUUCCAGAUGGCACAUACAAUCUUUUUAAGGUGCAACAGGGCAGAACUGGAAACCUGGAGAAAGAAAUACCGCUUCCUCCAACCAAAACUGAGUUUACUUCUCCUCCACCCUUAUUCAAGACAGGAAUCCCAUCAAACAGAAACAGCGCCUCUUCUCAGUCGCAGGCGAGCACUGCAGCCAGAAAAGCCAGUUCAGGCAUCGGGAAGUGGCAUGAUCGAUAUGGGAGGGCUGAGUCACCUGAACUAAGAAGGCUUUCUGGUACAAUAGAUGUAAUUGGACAAACCAUCACAAUUAGCCGAGUAGAAGGAAGACGGCGGGCCAAUGAAAACAGCAAUAUACAGGUUCUUUCUGAUCGCUCCAGUACUGAUGUGGACAACAAUUUUUCCAAGCCUCCUCCAUUUUUUCCUCCAGGAGCUCCUCCUACCCAUCUUCCACCACCUCCUUUUCUUCCACCACCUCCAUCUGUCAGUACUGCUCCCCCUCUGAUUCCUCCUCCAGGAUAUAAAGGCACAGGUAUACCAAUAACUGUGCCACCGCCAGGCUUUCCACCCCCACCUGGAGGACCACCACCUUCCCUUAUACCGACAAUAGAAAGUGGACAUUCCUCUGGUUAUGAUAGCCGUUCAGCUCGUGCAUUUCCGUAUGGUGGUGUCACCUUUCCGCACCUUGCAGGUUCUGCACCAUCGUGGACUAGUCUCAUGGACACAACCAAACAAUGGGAUUAUUAUUCAAGAAGAGAUAAAGACAGAGAACGGGAGAGAGAUCGGGACAGAGAAAGGGAUCGCGAUCGGGACAGGGAGCGAGAGCGAACCCGGGAGAGAGAGAGAGAGCGUGACCACAGCCCCACUCCUAGUGUGUUCAAUAGAGCUCUAAAAAUGGACUGCGUCUUAGAAUCGAUGGCGUCUUAUAAUCGAAGCAAUACGGUAAGAGGAAAAGAGGAAGCUCCUGCAGCAGCCUCGAGCCAUGCGAGCGAGGAGCUGGUUGGUGACGAGGAACGAUAUAGGUACAGAGAAUAUGCAGAUAGAGGCUAUGAGCGGCACAGAACAAGCAGAGAGAAAGAAGAGCGACACCGAGAAAGGAGACAUCGAGAAAAGGAAGAAACGAGACACAAGUCAUCACGAAGUAACAGCAGGCGUCGCCAUGACAGUGAAGAGGGAGAUAGCCACAGGAGGCACAAACACAAAAAAUCAAAAAAGAGCAAAGAAGGAAAAGAAACAGGUGGUGGUGAACCUGCCCCAGAACAGGAAAACACUGAAGCUGCCUCUGCAGAAUAGGCGUGUGUGAUUUUUGCCUACUUGCUUAUAUUAGUGCCAGAAAUAGAUUGCUCUAAAUCUAAUUAUUUUUCUGGGUCUUAAAAAAAUUGCUCAUAAUCUUGUUCUGUUAGUAUAAAAGCAUAAUAAGUUUAAUUUGGAUUUUUGAAAAUAAAAAGAGUGAUUUUUUCAUGUUAAA
Elgaria multicarinata webbii is the source of this 2127-nucleotide messenger RNA. It is a transcript of the gene FIP1L1, whose product is annotated as factor interacting with PAPOLA and CPSF1. Gene Ontology annotation, cellular component: mRNA cleavage and polyadenylation specificity factor complex. Bases 45 to 1952 code for a protein of 635 amino acids. NCBI's taxonomy places the organism in Eukaryota, Metazoa, Chordata, Lepidosauria, Squamata, Anguidae. The transcript is spliced from 20 exons. The record is from RefSeq and is a predicted model, not a curated record.